AUGGCCGAGCCUUCAUAUCCCACGCUUCAGCUUGCGCGGUUCGAGAAUCUCCCGCCAGAACUGAUAAACAUAAUUAUCGAACAACUUCCUCCACAUUCUCUUGCUUCUAUUCGUCUCUGCUGGCGUCAUCUUGAUGGAGUAAUCCUGUCUCGCCUGUUCAGAACCAUCUACGUUACAUUUGCUAAAAGGGAUAUUGAGAGACUGCAGGCGGUUUCAUCGACAUAUCCUUAUUACGUACAAGAACUUGUCUUUACCACUGCUCAAAGUCGUGACACGCACGGCGAUAGAUGGGGACGAGUCUUUACAGACGAUAAUUAUCAGGAGUACGCCAAAGAUUACCGACGCAAGUUCCUGGCUUGUGUCGAUUCUCCGCCCAACCUGCACACUUUUACGUCUGAGCUGGGUCCUAUCAGUGACACUGCCACAAAAGAGCAUAUUGACGGGCUCGUAUGUGCCAUAUUCCCUGCUCUAUGCCGGUCUUCGUCUCGAAUUACAACUCUCAGAUGUCAAGACCCUCUGAACUACAUGCGUUGGUUCUUGUCCAAGAUCAAGGCGACCAUGGGACCCCCUGAAGAGAUGAUCAAGUUGAUUCCGAAAAUAUGCACCGGGAAUGUUUUUACCUGCAGACACAGCAGCCCGCAACUCUCAAGGCUGAGCUCGUGUACUGCUCCGCUGUUUGGCAGAGAGACCGAAUGGAUAUACCCCAAGAUCCCCUGGGAGUGGAGGAGUGCCUUGCGAGGACUCACGACAUUUGAUCUGCAGACUGAUACCGCUGGCGGUAAAUGGAAUUGCUAUGAACAAGUCGGUGAUAGACUUGUUUAUUUUCUCGAGGGAGCAGUCAACCUUCAAGAGUUGUCAGUCAGAUGGAGACGAACUGAUCAGAUGGGAUCUGCCGGUCGCCCUCUUAUUCACUCUGGUUGGCAGUUGGAGCACCUCUUUCACGGAAGAUGGAAGAAUCUCAAAACCCUCAAUCUCACCUUUAUCCAAUUCACAUUUUCCGCCAAACCUUUCAGGACCUUCAUCCAACGGCAUUCAGCAACUCUACGACACAUAAUGCUUCACAACUGCCGCAGCGACCCGGAAGUUGCUCGCAUCAUCAAGUUUGCUGCCUCGUGCCCUAAUGUUCAUCUUCAUCGGUUCGCCAUCUUUCCGGCGCAUGAGAGCCACCCGAGAGUUGAGCUUCUGGAUGAGUCAUAUCCAGAUGGGGAACAAGUAGUCGUCGAGGAACCUCGAAUUGUUCCAGAGAGAGCGGUACUGAGCUACAUCAAUAGCAAGGAUCCCCAGCAUCUCGAUCCGUUUGCCACUUGGAAACCCUCUGAGUUUGAGUAUUGGGGAACUGUCGAGGAGAAGGCUGAAUCGACUUCAAUAAAAUGGCCUCAGGACAAUGGGAUGGCCGUGAAGUGCAAGCAGUGCGAUCACUAG
This is a messenger RNA of Fusarium redolens, 1422 nucleotides long. RefSeq lists its product as uncharacterized. Bases 1 to 1422 code for a protein of 473 amino acids. The record is from RefSeq and is a predicted model, not a curated record. NCBI's taxonomy places the organism in Eukaryota, Fungi, Ascomycota, Sordariomycetes, Hypocreales, Nectriaceae. Gene Ontology annotation, molecular function: protein binding. The transcript has a single exon.